UGGACACGCCAUAACCAACGCCACUCAACUUUUUAGUAUUGACAAAUCAUAUAAAACUACAUGAAGUCAUGAACCACUCCAAACUGCAAAGUCCACACCAAAUCCAAAUUUCAAAGCUUUUCAGCAGAAAAAGAAAUACAAUCGAUCUCAAUGUUUAACAUUCUCUGCUUUCUCUUCCACAUCUACAAUAUUGUCCCUGCAGGAUUUGCCUUCACUGCACCUCAAGACAUCUCAGCUCUCAAAGCAUUCAAGGCUUCAAUCAAGCCUUCUUCAAUCCCUCCCUGGUCCUGCCUAGCCUCCUGGGACUUCUCCACCGACCCAUGUUCGCUCCCUCGCCGGACCCACUUCACAUGCGGAAUUACCUGCUCCUCCGAUUCAACUCGGGUAACCCAACUCACUCUUGACCCGGUUGGCUACUCAGGUCAACUCACCCCACUCGUUUCUCAACUCUCCCAACUUAACAUCCUAGACCUCUCCGAGAACAACUUCUCCGGCCCAAUCCCUCUCUCCAUUUCAUCUCUUACAAAUCUUCAAAUGCUCACUCUCCGGUCCAACUCCUUCUCCGGUCUGAUCCCUGAAUCGUUAACCCAACUCAAAUCUCUCGAUUCAAUUGACUUCUCGCAUAAUUUUCUAUCUGGAAAUCUCCCUAAAAACAUGAAUUCACUCUCUAGCUUAACGAGUAUCGAUCUGAGCUACAACAGACUCGCUGGGUCACUACCCAAUCUACCUUAUAAAUUAUACUAUUUUGCUGCGAAGGCCAAUUCGUUUUCUGGUUCUCUCCUAAAAUCGUCUUUUCAAGGGUUAACUCAGUUGAAAGUGGUGGAACUCAGUGUGAACUCGCUCGCCGGGACAUUACAGAGCUGGUUCUUUCACUUGCCGGCAAUUCAGCAGGUCAAUUUGUCAAACAACAGCUUGACACGUGUCGACGUGCCGAGGCCACUCAGUGGGAACAGCGACCUGGUGGCCUUCGAUCUCGGGUUCAAUAGAAUCGAGGGCCACGCGCCCGUGAAUUUCGCUGCAUACCCGUUGUUGUCUGCUUUGUCAUUACGCUACAACCGAUUACGUGGCGACAUCCCAUUGGAGUACAGCCAGCAAAAGAACUUGAGGAGGAUAUAUUUGGACGGCAACUUCUUAAUCGGGACUCCGCCUGCUGGGUUCUUCUCAGGCGGGAUGCCGUUUUCCGGUAGCUUGGGAGAUAAUUGUCUACAAGGGUGUCCAGGGUCUUCUGAGCUUUGCAGUCCACAGCAGAAAUCAAGUUCUAUUUGCAAGCAAGCUUACGGUGGAAAACCAAGGUCUUAGUUAGUGCAAGACAACUAUUAUACACUAUUUUUUUUAUAUUUUAUUUUACUUUAAGAUAAUGCGUAUCAGUGUCAUGAAUAUGAAUAUUUUAAAUGAGAUAUAGCCACUGUCAUGUUGACGAUGUGAUCCCUUUGGUUUGAAGCAUCUUUGAUCUCUGAAAACUGAAAAGAACAGCGUAUGUGCUUAUAUUAUUCUUAUUGUAUGCUUAUCGUUUCUAUUUUUAUUACUAUUUUCAUGAA
Tripterygium wilfordii is the source of this 1538-nucleotide messenger RNA. RefSeq names its product LRR receptor-like serine/threonine-protein kinase EFR. NCBI's taxonomy places the organism in Eukaryota, Viridiplantae, Streptophyta, Magnoliopsida, Celastrales, Celastraceae. The transcript has a single exon. The record is from RefSeq and is a predicted model, not a curated record. The coding region runs from base 151 to 1299 and encodes 382 amino acids. Gene Ontology annotation, molecular function: protein binding.